Nematostella vectensis (starlet sea anemone) is the source of this 2470-nucleotide messenger RNA. RefSeq names its product centromere protein O. Gene Ontology annotation, cellular component: kinetochore; Mis6-Sim4 complex. The transcript has 11 exons. The record is from RefSeq and is a predicted model, not a curated record. NCBI's taxonomy places the organism in Eukaryota, Metazoa, Cnidaria, Anthozoa, Actiniaria, Edwardsiidae. The coding region runs from base 52 to 957 and encodes 301 amino acids.
AUCGCGAAGGACUGGGUGCGAGUAAUACUUUUAGCGCGGAAUCCAAACAAGAUGGCGCCCAAGAAGAAAACAAAGCGAGCGAAACCAAACAUUGCAAGCGAAGAAGGCCUGCUGUACGAUCUAGAGCGGCUACAGCAACGCGAAGAAAGAAUCAAGAAACAUCAAGAACUGGAAACGACAGAAGAACAAGAAAUAUCUGAGCUAAAAAAGAAAGUUCAGCAAUUAAGAAAGAAAAGAGAUAAAUUGCUUCAACAAAAAGAGGAAGGAUGCGGGAAGGUGUUGCAAGAAUACAUCGGCAUGACUAAAUCUGAAGGUGUGGCUGCUGCUAAUUCAUCAGUAAACAAGGAAGAUGUUUUAAAUGCAGCAACAACUUUAAUGAUUAGAAAGCUUGCAGAUCUAUGCGAGCUUUACAGACUAACAGGAUUGUCAAUAGCUUCUAAAGAAAACAACAGAAUUUGCUUCCGAUUAGAUACGUUCUUCAAAUGUCAGUACCAUGAGCCUUAUUAUGUUGAGAUUCAAGCAAACCCAAACCUAAAGAUAAUCAAGCACUCUCUCCCAUACUUUAUCCCACUAGAUAAAGUUGCUGGGGAAUAUUUAAACACCAACAUUCAGAAGUUCUUCUCUGAGCUUGGGAUUUAUUUGAAUGCACUUGUGUCCAGGAGAGAGCAGAUGAAUCUUCUCUGGAGUGAGCACAGCUCAAAGCUAGAUGGUGACGUUACCAACAGUCCUGCUUAUGACUUGAUUCAAUUCACCUUGAGGAUUUCAAAUGGUCAAGAAAAGGAAUCAAGUAUCUCCAUAAAACUAUGCUAUGAUGACUUCAAGUGUACCUUACCCAGUUCUGUUAGCUAUCAUGUAAAACAAGAGGAGCCACCUGUCCAGCUUGAUGUGGAAAUAUUCAAGACAAAGUACAUUCACAGAGCAGUACGUGAUCUAGUACCAGAAGAUUCAAAUGAGUAAUUAAGUCUGGCUUAAUUUUGUAACAAGGUGAAACAAGGUAAUUAGAUGAUAGAAUAGGGAGAAAAACAAUAUUAUAUAAAUUCACUCAUCAGUGCUUGAAUAGGGCACAAGCAGUUCUUAUUCUUAGAGCUAAGGGAAGAGUCAUUAUUUAACGGGGAGGGGGAGAGCUGAUUUGUUUGGGGGGAGGGUUGCGGUUUUUUGAGCAUCGAUUUGGGGGAGGGCCUCAAAUUUCCAUACAGGGUUGAGGGGAGGGCCUUAUUUUUUGAACAGGUUUUCUGAUCAAUUUCCGAGCCUCCGAAAAGUAUGGAAUUUCAAUUUUUUUUUCUGGGGAGAACCCUAGACCACCUAAAAAAUAAAUAAACAAAUGUAAUGCAGCUGCACACGUUCAUGUUUCACUGGCGUUGAAAACCCCUAAAGUGUGGCUUCUACUUUUUUUUUUUUAUCUUUUGCAGUUUUGGUUUAAUUAAUUUCAAUCACUGAAUUUGCGAAUUUCAAAUUCAUGUCAAAGCUUUCCCCCCCCCCUACCCUAUAACUCAUACUCAAGAGAGAAAACCCCUGUUUCACCAAAAAAAAGUAUUUAACAAAAAAACUGCUCAGGUCUUGCGCCAAAAUCGCUUCAGCUGCAUAGCCAGGAUUUUAAAUUAAUGCUUUCAAGGCAUUUUCUCCUGUGUUUCAGAUAAUGCCUCAUACAUUUACUGUAUUUUUUACUGCUAGAAGGGGGGAGGGGAUGGGCCCCCUUGGCCACCCCCCCCCCACCCCCCGGCUAUGCCCCUGCACUUUCCCACUAAAGUCUACCUUACCACAGGCUACCCAGGGCUACUGUCUAUAGGCCCUAUAUCUUGUUUGUUUGUUUAUAAAAUAUUUUUCAUCUAUAUAAAUUUCCCAUGCAUUCCUUUAUAGAACCACUUACAGUAGCCUUCAGCUGCCUGUGAUCUAACUCUAAUCUAAUUUAACUCCUUCUCUAUCUAGGAAUUUUGCCAAAAGAGUACUAACUUAAGUAAUGCUUAUUUGGAAGUGUAGAAAUAUUCUAAAAUCUUACAAUACUUUUGGCGCUUACAUCCUUUUGAGUUUACCUUCUUUUCUAAAAUUAAUGUUGAUCCCCCAAAAAUAUGUGAAUAUCAUGAAAUAUCACACUGGCGUGCGAAGGAAUAUCAAAGGCCUCCGACCGACUUUUUCAAAGAACGCCGCACCUUUAUUAUGCCCUCAAGGGCCAUUUAGGAGCCGCGGCCUUUAUAAUGGUAAUUUAGCUCGUAUGCCAGUCAAAACAAAAUGGUCAAAUAGCUGUCAUAACCAGCCAAUCAGAGCAAAACAAGCCAAACACAAAGGACACAAAGCGUCAGUCUAUUCUUUUUAGCACGUGUGACAUCACAGACUUUAAUUCCGAGCCAAAUGAAAGGGUCGACCAUAAAAACAGCAUUUGAGAAUGUCGGAGCCAGAAAACACGCAAAGCGAUGAGGCUUUUAAGACCUCAACAAAUGAGAAAUUAGACAAAGAAAAUAGCGCUAAGACUACA